AUGGAAGGUGGUUCUAGUAGAAGUAGCUCAUCUCCAUGUUCGACGGCAUUUGGAGUGGACAACAUCAGCAGUAGUGGGAAUGGGCUAUGCCCCAUUCCCAUGAUGACGAUGAUGCCUCUCAUGACUUCUUCUGAUGCAGAUCACAUCAACGCUCCUCUCUAUUUUCCUGCUCUCCAUCCCAACAACAAUAAUUCUCCUAAUAUUGAUCAACCUCAAAACCAUCCUAACUCAGCUACAGCUGCAACUCCCACUGCUGCCACAGCAACUACUGGGGCCUCUCACCAUCUGAUCCCUCACGAUCACAGCGACAACCGCCAGCAGACAGCGUGUUAUUUCAUGGAGAACAACGACGGCCGCAGCAGCAGCAGCGGCGGAAGCUCUAGUUCCGCCAUCAAGACUAAGAUCAUGUCUCAUCCUCACUACCACCGUCUCCUUGCUGCCUAUGUCAAUUGCCACAAGGUGGGGGCGCCAGCGGAAGUGGUGGCGAGACUGGAGGAGGCGUGCGCUGCGCAGGCGGCGGCGAUGGGGUGCUCGGCGCCCGGUGCAGGGAGCAGUUUUGGGGAAGAUCCGGCGCUGGAUCAGUUCAUGGAGGCCUACUGCGAGAUGCUGACCAAGUACGAGCAAGAGCUCAGCAAACCAUUUAAGGAAGCCAUGCUUUUCCUCUCCAGGAUCGAGUGCCAAUUCAAAGCUCUUUCGCUUUCUUCUUCAGAUAAUUCUGUUUCCGGUGAGGCAGUUGAUAACCAUGGAUCAUCUGAAGAAGAGGUUGAUGUGAAGAAUGAUCCCAUAGAUCCUCAAGCAGAAGACAAGGAACUGAAGGUCCAGCUUCUGCGCAAGUACAGUGGUUAUUUGGGCAGUCUCAAGCAAGAAUUCAUGAAGAAGAGGAAAAAAGGAAAGCUGCCCAAGGAAGCAAGGCAACAAUUACUUGAUUGGUGGAGCAGACAUUACAAAUGGCCUUAUCCAUCGGAGUCCCAGAAGUUGGCUCUCGCAGAAUCAACGGGGUUGGAUCAGAAGCAGAUAAACAACUGGUUCAUUAAUCAGAGGAAGCGACACUGGAAGCCUUCAGAGGACAUGCAGUUCGUGGUUAUGGAUGCUGCUCAUCACCCCCACUAUUUCAUGGAUAACGUUCUCAGCAAUCCAUUUCCCAUGGACAUUUCUCCCUUCCCCAUGGAUAUUUCUCCUUCACUCUGACUACCAUAUAUAUAUAUAUAUAUAUAUAUAUAUAUGCUGGCUGAUGAUCUAAUUGGUACGCGUGUGUAUAAAUAUAUAGUAGUUGUAGAAUUAUUCCAACUUGCUUAAUGUGCGUUAAUUUUGAUUGAAGUAAUGGCCCAUGCUAUGAUGGAUAGAUGUAGGAGC
This is a messenger RNA of Malania oleifera, 1353 nucleotides long. Its product is annotated as homeobox protein knotted-1-like LET6. The record is from RefSeq and is a predicted model, not a curated record. Gene Ontology annotation, molecular function: DNA binding; DNA-binding transcription factor activity, RNA polymerase II-specific. The transcript has 4 exons. Gene Ontology annotation, biological process: regulation of DNA-templated transcription. Gene Ontology annotation, cellular component: nucleus. The coding region runs from base 1 to 1188 and encodes 395 amino acids. NCBI's taxonomy places the organism in Eukaryota, Viridiplantae, Streptophyta, Magnoliopsida, Santalales, Ximeniaceae.